CACUUGGCCUGAUACAAUAACAGUGUGACACAGAAGCAAUUUGAAGGUGCCGCAUAUGAGGGUUUGGCUCAGGAAAUAAUAGCCGGGAAUUUAUUGUGAAGCUUGUAAAAUGAGAUCUUUACUUCCAUUGGCAGGUGUGUGAAUAAACUAGAAGAAAAAGUCAAAGGGACAGCAGACGGGACAUACAAAUAAAGCAGCCUGGACAUUUUAAUGUGUGUCUAACCUUUACUCAACGUCACCAUGGUGAUCAGUGGGCUGCUCUGGUACUGUGCAGCUCUCUGGGACAAGAGAUAGGAGCAUAAGGACCUGUGACGUAUAUCCCCUCCCUCUCCUUCACAUUCCCAAAGCGAACCCAGGCGAAGGAGUGACAAACCCUCACUAUAUUGAAUUAGAGCCUAUGUGAAAUAGCGGCUUAAGGAAAAAUUGCUAGAGAAACACUACGACUGCUACUAAAAAAUGUCACAAAAGUCUAUCUUAGUUGAGUUACAAUUGGCCCAGAGGCUCAAAUAGUGUUACCGGAGUGCUGAAGGAUGGCUUGCUCUGCUGUGCCCAGUGGACUAUGAUUUACUUACUGGACAGCUUAUAUGGAUGUAUAAAGUCUGUACCCGAACCACGACUUUUUGAAAACUCACUUUGCACCAACCCGGCACUGAAAUCCUGAAAUAAAACCACUCCUGACAAUUGAUGGCUUGUCCUUGCCAAUGUCACUCGGAGAGAUCACUGUCCAUGCUCCUGUGUCCGGAGCCCACUCAUGUGAAGGCUGCGUUGGAAGUUCUGAGUAGGUCUGCUCAGGAGAGCAGAAAGCAGCUGGUGGUGGAGAUACUGAAGGAUCCUAAGAGAGAGCGCUACAUCAGGACACUAGAAUAUUUACUCAGCUCCACAGACUCAUGGCUUUGCAGUACCGCAGCCCAUCUUCUUGGAGUCCUGGUGGAGAGAGAGGAGGUUGUGCAGCAGCUCAAGGCCAAGGCUCCAAAGGGCAGAAACAGCCUUGUUGGGACUCUAGGGCAGCUCCUAACCAGACAUGAUCCAGACAUUGUGAUGAAUGCUGCUGGUGCUUUAGCCUCUUUGGUUGAGAGCUCGGCUGGACGUGGGUGGCUACAGAGAGACCAGGCUGUGUUUGGUCAGCUCUUGACCAGCCUGUUGACCCUGCUGGACCACGGACCGGAGAGCAUGGUGAACUCUGCUGCCCUGAUCCUGGCCAGGCUGUCCCUGUGUGAUGUGGCCUGCCAAGGCCUGUUACGCCACCACUCAGCCCCUAGCACCUUGGGCUGCCUGGUACAAUGCCUGGCACACAGCCAUACAGACACGGCUAUGAAUGCAGCCUUUGCUUUGGGUCGUCUGUGUGGAAGUGAAAGAGGCAGGAGUCUCAUUCUGACAUUUGCGCCAGAGUACCAACUGGUUCACAGUCUGCAAGCUCUCAUGAGUGAGGUGGCUGGGCCAGAGGCAGGACAGACAGCCUGUUUUGCAUUGAGUUGCCUAGUAACAGAAGAAGAUGGACACGCUCUGGUGCUGGGUAGCCCAUCCCUUCCCAGCCUUCUUGAUGCUCUUCUCUACCUCUUACAAACAGAAGACCAGGACAGUGCCUGGUUUGCUGCCAUGGCAGUGAAAGUGUUCGUGUCACGACCGGCAGGAGUGUUACACGUGCGAGAGCACAGGUCUCUGAGGGAGCGACUGAAGUCUCUCUCCAGCUCUCCCUCCAUUGGCAAGGAUCUCAGGGAGGAAGUGACCUCAUGUCUUAGGAAGCUGGAGCCACUUGUUAAGCCAUUGCCCCCGACAACUAGGCGCCUCCCAUCUGGGGCCUGCACUGUGUCAUGGGAGAAGUGUUUCCCUGAGAGUGGCCUAGAGGUCACUUACAGCCUUCUGGACAGAGAGAUAGUUCUGUAUCGUGGAACCCAAUGUCACGUGACUUUACCGGUAUCAGUCCUCAAACCUGGACAUGAGUUCUCACUCCGACUGAUCCACUCUUCCGCUGAUGGAGACACCAGCCCCUGCAGCGAGCCUGUGCUAUUGGUCAUAGAAUCAGAGGAGACGGGGACAAGGCCUGGUCCUCCACAGAAGCUGCGCGUGAUUGGAUGCACAGCCUCUCAUGUGCGACUGAGUUGGGUUGCGCCGGCGGGUGAGCUGAAGCCCCAGGUGUAUCAGCUGUAUCGUGGGGAAACACUACUAGAUACCACAACAGAGCUGAGGGCUGUAGUGGGUGGUCUGUCCCCGGGAACCCUUUUCCAGCUUGGUGUGUGCGCAGUGGGGCCAGGGGAAGAGGUGGGCCCCUGUGCGGAGGUGGAGGUCCGUACAGCCAAGGACCAGGACCACGCACCCAGCGGCCUGACCAUGGUGGUGCUGGGCAGGCAUGAGCUGCAGAUCAUGUGGGGGGCUCCCCUGGUGCCCCUGGGUCGCCUGUUCAACUAUGAGCUGAGGCUGAACGAUUGCGUGGCUUACUUGGGCACGGCGCGUGCUCACACUGCCCGCCGUCUGGCCGCCAACACGGCCUACACCUGUACUGUAACGGCCAUCACCACCAGAGGGCGCUCUCAGAGCCGGUCCGUCACUAAGAGGACCGCUCGCGACGAGUACCCGUACACACAGAGGUGUCUGUACUCCUCCAGCCGUCAGCCUCCUCCUAAGACUCCUUCUUCAUCACCUCCAUCAGUCACAGAGGCAACAGAGGUCAGACGAAAGGUCACAGAGAUCGUGGAAAAGGCCAAGAAACCCCACUCUGCACACGACCAUCUGACCAAGGUCCAUCUGUCCAGCAGGCAAUACAGAGGGACUGAUCACGACAGAGAGAGACACAGGCAACCUUUGGUCUUCACUUCAUCUGCUGGCUGUGAAAGCAGCAAAAUGGAAUCAUCUGAGAUGAUGACCAUGGGGCUGGUGAAUGGAUAUGAUGCAAAGGCCUUAUGGAGGAGAGCCAAAGAGAGGGCAGGAGUAUCUGUCUUCCCUGCUGGGCUUCCAGUCCGGCCCCUGCUCCAUCUCCAGGCUAAGACUGAGGAAAACCUGCUUGAGAGGCAGUCCCACCGUGGCCUGGACCAGCAUUUAGACCCUUCAUGCCUCAGGGCCCAAAUAAGCCCAUGGAUGCUUCUCCAGUGGAGUGCUCUCAGAAGAGGACCUAGAGACAGAGGAAAACUCACCUGUAUCCCCCAUCAUAUAGAUGCAGUGAAGUUAGUCAAUCCCAUUCCUCCCUCCUACCCACAACUGGACUGGACAGGAAACUAUAAAGACAAGCUGCUGAGAGACCGGACAAGGCUUUUGACAGGACCAAGAGUGCAGAGCGAAAUCCGAGGAAGACAUCCCCUAACAACAAACUGGACCAAGCUAAGCUGAUAAUGAUCCGUAGAGGAAAGCAUGGGUUUACACGGAAAAAUCUAAAACGAUGCCCAUGUUUGAUGCCCAUAUUAAAAGAGUGAAUCUCAAGUCAUAGAUCCUCAUUUUUGCAUCAAUCAUAUGGUUAAAGAAGUAUUACUCAGCAGAAAAUAAACUAUCCCACCAAACAAAAUAUUUUUCUGUCCCCAAAAUAGAAUACAGUAAUGUAUCUCUCUCUUUACUCCUUCAACCUUUAUGCAACAUAUUGGUGGCCGCUCCAGCUCAGCUCAGAAGACACACAUUCUGUUUUGAAAUGUAAAACUGGAAGAUGAAAUGUAUUUUUUUCUGACAUUAUUGUCAGAUUAUCCAGCUUCGUCAUUAUUUUACUAGUGUAGUUGUGCCUGUGUUGUGAACAGAGACAUUUUUAGAGGACAUAUUCAACAUCAAGCAAUCAUCUCAAAUUGGGUUGCACAUUUUGGGGAAUAUACAGAGGUGGAAACUUUCCGUGGGAAUUAACGGGAAUAUAUGGGAUUGAACUGAAAUAUAUGGAAAUGAAUAUUAAUACCAUUUAAAUGUAGAUGUUUUUUGCAUUGGAUAUAUUUACCAUAUCAUAUGGAGACAGAAACAUAAACCUUUUACCUUACCAUCAGUAGACAUAAUUGCAAAUUAUUAAAUCCUUC
Messenger RNA from Oncorhynchus masou masou (cherry salmon), 3980 nucleotides. RefSeq lists its product as uncharacterized. The record is from RefSeq and is a predicted model, not a curated record. The transcript is spliced from 16 exons. The coding region runs from base 685 to 3321 and encodes 878 amino acids. Gene Ontology annotation, molecular function: protein binding. NCBI's taxonomy places the organism in Eukaryota, Metazoa, Chordata, Actinopteri, Salmoniformes, Salmonidae.